Talaromyces atroroseus is the source of this 1572-nucleotide messenger RNA. RefSeq lists its product as hypothetical. The record is from RefSeq and is a predicted model, not a curated record. The transcript is spliced from 5 exons. Gene Ontology annotation, biological process: tricarboxylic acid cycle; mitochondrial electron transport, succinate to ubiquinone. Gene Ontology annotation, molecular function: succinate dehydrogenase activity; acyltransferase activity, transferring groups other than amino-acyl groups; electron transfer activity. Gene Ontology annotation, cellular component: membrane. Lineage: Eukaryota; Fungi; Ascomycota; Eurotiomycetes; Eurotiales; Trichocomaceae. The coding region runs from base 1 to 1572 and encodes 523 amino acids.
AUGGCUGAACUGGCCAUCCGACCCUACGACAAUACAAGUGACUUAGCUGCAGUAUCAGCCCUCUGGCAGCAGGCUGUCCCAAAAUACCCUAUUUCCCCACAGCAUCUGGAAGAGCUUCUGGUCCUGCGCUGGGGGUCGCACUUUGUGGCCCUCAUUCCAAACACCGACGACUCGCCCGCCUCACCUCGUAUUAUCGGGUUUGUUGCCACUUACACAGAUGUCCCAGGGGUGUCAGGAUUAGGAUCAGGGUCACCUGCAUACCUGCCGGUUAUUAUAAUCCAUCCCGGUUUCCAGGGGAAAGGCCACGGGACAAAGCUGCUGCAGCACGCGAAGGAUCAUUUGGGAAAAUCGUUUGAGACGAUCAAAGUGACCUCGUCUAUUCCUAGAUUUUGGUCGGGGGUUCCAACAGAUCUGAGUCUUAAGGACCAGGAAUUUUUCGCCAAGAGAGGCUUUAAGGAGACUUCCAGAGUGAAGGAUUUCUAUCAGCCGCUGGCUACAUUCAAAUCACCACAGCAUAUACUGGACCGCGCCGCAUCUAAUGGCAUUACAUUUGCGCCUCUGACAGCGUCGGGCGCGGAGGAAUGCCUUGCCGCGCAGGAAUUGAAUUUCCCUCGGUGGGCACCGGGGUAUCAAGCCCUGCAUCGCGGGAACCAUCAUGAGGAGAUUAUGGUCGCAUUUGACCGCGACGGCAGACAGGUUGGGUGGACUUUUAUCCUGUCGCCGGGCAAGACGAGGUUGUGGGAUGGGUUUGCAUUCGUGCCGGUUGUUGGAGGCGAAGACGGGGUUAGUGGGAACGGCAGAACGGCGAUGAUUUCUGCGGUGGGCGUCAGCAAGGAUGUCAGAGGGAUGGGGGCUGGGUUGGGGAUGGUAUGUGCUGCGAUGGAAGAGUUUAAGAAGAGAGGCGGCAUCGAUGGCGUCUUUGUGGACCAGGUGGUGCUGGACAAUUUCUAUGAGAAGGUUGGGGAGACGCAGCCCAAGAUGUUGUCAAACAAAACCAUGAGCCUGGUACCGGGCCUGGUCAAGCAAGGACCCUUCAUGCGUGCGUUCCUGGCGGCUUCGGCAAUUGCCCGCCGCCAGGUUGGCGCAUCCCGAGGACUGACGACUUCUUCGCGUCGAUAUGCGAGCCUGCAACACAACAGCAAGCAAACCCUCUCCGUCCUCGAACAACAACGCCUCCGCCGCCCCGUCGCGCCGCAUCUCACAAUCUACAAAUGGCGCUACCAAUCCCUGACCUCCAUCCUGCAGCGCUUCUCGGGCAUAUUUCUCUCGGGCGGUUUGUAUCUAUUCGCCGCGGGAUACCUGCUCGCGCCCUUACUUGUUCCGCAGACGGCCAUCGCGCAUCUGUUUGACAUAAAUACCAUUGCGGCGUUCGUGGGCGCGUGGCCCGUGUGGGCAAAAGUGUCGGCAAAGUUUACGCUCGUUUGGCCGUUUACGUUCCACGCUUUCAACGGUGUGAAGCAGCUGGUUUUUGAUGCUGGGCGUGGGCUGACAAGUAGGCCUGGCAUUGUGAAGGCGUCGAGGGCUGUGGCGGCGGUGAGUUUUGUGAGUGCUUUGGCGUUGGCGUUCAUCUAA